Chilo suppressalis (striped riceborer) is the source of this 1020-nucleotide messenger RNA. The record is from the annotation of a GenBank genome assembly. Lineage: Eukaryota; Metazoa; Arthropoda; Insecta; Lepidoptera; Crambidae.
CGGCAUUCGGGACAGACGUGCGGUGACAAAGUAAAUUUUGUCAAACGUUAAUUUUUUAAUUUGUUGUCGCUGAAAAACGGUGGCAUCACUGAAGUUGGAGGCGUUCGCAGACACAUUGAGAAUGUCGUCGUGCCGAGUGGCGGCGUGCGUGGCCGCCCUAGCAGCGGUCUCCUGCGCCCUGCCCCCCGCCGUCUUCACCCUGGACCUAAACAAGCUCUACGGUCAUAAUUCAAAGAGAUCUGAAUACUGCCACCCGUACGAGCCGUUCAAGUGCCCGGUGGACGGCAACUGUAUCUCGAUACAAUACUUGUGCGACGGCGCACCUGACUGCAUCGACGGGUACGAUGAGGACUCCAAGCUCUGCACCGCUGCUAAACGACCACCAGUGGAAGAGACCGCUUCGUUCUUACAAUCCCUGCUGGCGUCGCACGGACCCAACUACCUCGAGAAACUGUUUGGGAGCAAGGCGAGAGACGCACUGGAGCCACUCGGAGGAGUCGAGAAAGUCGCUAUUGCUCUUUCAGAGUCCCAGACCAUCGAGGACUUCGGCGCGGCACUGCACCUGAUGCGCUCCGACCUGGAGCACCUGCGCUCCGUGUUCAUGGCGGUGGAGAACGGUGACCUGGGCAUGCUCAAGUCGCUCGGCAUCAAGGACUCGGAGCUGGGCGACGUCAAGUUCUUCCUCGAGAAGCUGGUCAACACCGGCUUCCUCGACUGAAUAGCGCCGGAGUCGGCCUCUGAUUACUACCACGUCGUCCAGUUUGGCCCCAUCAGCUCAUCCUUCUACAGCUACCUUCCUUACGACUCCAUCAAGUACAGAAGAAAGUGAAACCUCUCUCUCUCUCACUUUAUCUAACCUUACCUGAUCUGUAUGUUCUCGUUUGUCUUAUUCGGUAAAUAGAGUUAAUGCACCUCUUUAGUUGAAUAACCAUUCAAAACACUUUAAUAUAAAUAGGCCCAACAGAUGACUCCACCUCACCCGAUGUUAAAUGACGGUGGAGUCCAGACGCAAAAAUUGAG